AUGGGCGAAGUUCCUCCAGAUGUCGUGGAAGAAAUGCAGGAACUGUCGCAGACAGUACCAAGUCUGAAGGCGCGAUACAAACUGCUGGACAAGAUCGGCGAGGGAACGUUCUCUUCGGUGUUUAAAGCAGAGGAUUUAACGGGGACUGUAGCUAAAAGCUUCUCGCGCCACUUCUGGAAAUACUCCAGCCGACAGGAAAAACGGUACGUGGCACUGAAGUGGAUUUACGUGACGUCGUCGCCAACUAGGAUCUACAACGAGCUCAACCUUCUGUACAUGCUGUGUGGGUCCACACGCGUCGCACCGCUGUGCGACGCGCUGCGACACCAGGACCAGGUCGUGGCCGUGCUUCCCUGGUACCGGCACGAAGAAUUUCGCAACUUCUACCGCGAUUUGCCGAUAAAAGGCAUAAAGAAAUACAUGUCAGAGCUGCUGCAAGCACUGAGCUUCGUACACUCAAAGGGCAUCAUACACCGCGAUAUUAAGCCGACCAAUUUUCUGUACAACCCGCAAAUAGGGCGCGGUGUCCUGGUGGAUUUCGGGCUCGCAGAGAUGGAAAACAACGCCGUCCGCGAUACGCGAAAUACCAAGGAUUUGCGAUCCUUAGAACAUUACUGUCCCUGCAACGCCGGCGAUUCGAACCAAGCUUCAACUCAGGGACAGCCUGCAUUCCCCAAGAACAAGUAUCCUGGGGCCACACCCAACGCGACGCCCUCGUUGGUAGAUUUAACCAAAGGAUAUCCCAAGUACGAAACACGUCGAAACAAACGUGCCAAUCGAGCCGGUACUCGAGGGUUUCGUGCACCCGAGGUGCUCAUGAAGUGCCCGAACCAAACCACAAAAAUUGACAUCUGGUCCGUUGGCGUCAUAUUAUUGAGCUUCUUGGGGAGACGCUUUCCUAUGUUUCAAAGUCUCGACGACACGGACUCCUUGCUGGAGCUCUGCUGCAUUUUUGGCAUCAGCAAGAUGAGAAAAUGUGCCCUUUUGCACGGACUCGGGUUCAAUAUCAAGGGACUCGACGGCAUCAGUGAAGAAGGCUACAAGGGCGGUCUGGCCGAUUUCAUUCAAGAGCUGCUACACGCAGAAGUCGAAGCUGGUACUUUCCCCAGCUACUCAGUGGCAUUCGAAACCUACGAAUACUUGGUGAACAAGUCAUCAGGCGGAAGCAUUGCACCCUCACUACGACGUCAUGACCCUGACUUUAUGGCGGAUCACGAACUCAAGAAGUACCACGAUGAGGUCUGGAGCGACCAUUACUGGUGUUUAGAGGUUUUGGAUCAGUGCUUGACACUUGAUCCACACAAGAGAAGUACUGCUGACGAGCUACUUUCUUCUACGUUCUUCAACGAACUGGUGGACUCGGACGUCACGGAAGAGAAUGAUGACGAAGAUGAUGUUCUCAUAAUUGAAAACUAA
Molecule: messenger RNA, 1416 nt
Organism: Lachancea meyersii CBS 8951
Lineage: Eukaryota; Fungi; Ascomycota; Saccharomycetes; Saccharomycetales; Saccharomycetaceae
Source: the annotation of a GenBank genome assembly